AAUCUCAGAUUGAUCAUGGAUUCAUGUGAUUAAGAGUUUGAGCGAUGGCUGAAGUCCGAGAAUAUUUGAUUUUCUUGAUCAUUUGGCUUAUUUCCACCAUUCUACUCCGAGCAUUUAUUAAAAAACGAUCUUCUCCACGCCUUCCUCCGGGCCCUCUAGCCUUGCCGAUCAUUGGCCAUCUUCAUCUUCUUGGCCCAAUAGCUCACCAAACUUUUGCCAAGCUCUCAUCACGCUAUGGACCCUUGAUUCACUUAUACCUUGGUUCGGUUCCUUGCGUGGUUGCUUCAUCGCCUGAGAUCUGCAAAGAGUUACUCAAAACAUGUGAAAGUUCUUUCUUAGAUCGACCCCAAACAGUCGUCACCAACUACACGACUUAUGGCUCUAAGGACUUCACGUUUGCACCUUACGGUGAUUACUGGAGAUUCGUGAAGAAACUGUGCAUGUCUCAGCUUCUUGGCGGACAGACGCUGGACUUGCUACUGCCCGUCAGGCGCGAUGAGAUGAAGUACCUGAUUGAUUUCUUAUUCGUAAAGGCAAAUGCUGGCAAGUCGGUUGAUAUGGGAAGUGAGCUCAUGAGAAUGGCAAACAAUUUGAUAUCAAGAAUGGUGAUGAGUCGAAGGUGUUCCGAAGAUGAAGAGGAAGCCGGGGAAGUAAGGAAACUGGUCCAAGAUAUCACUGAGCUUACAGGGCAAUUUAAUUUAUCAGACUACAUUUGGUUCUGCAAGAAUUUGGACUUGCAGGGAUUUAAAAAGCGGUUGAACGUGCUCCAUGGCAGACUUGAUGGAAUGAUAGAGAAGAUCAUAGAUGAACAUCAAGAAGAAAGAAGGAAACUGAAGCAGACAAGUAAGGAGGGGGAAGUUGCAAAAGAUCUGGUUCACAUUUUACUUGAUAUAGCUGAGGAUGAAAGCUCAGAGAUGAAACUAACAAGAGAGAAUAUCAAGGCUUUUGUCGUGGACCUGUUUAUAGCUGCAACUGAUACAUCAGCACUGGCAAUGGAGUGGGGAUUAUCAGAGCUGAUAAACCAUCCAAACAUCAUGCGAAAAGCAGCUCAAGAGAUUGAUUCUGUCGUGGGAAACAACAGAAUUGUCCAAGAAUCAGACAUCCCCCACCUCCCAUACCUUCAAGCCAUUGCCAAAGAGAUACUAAGGCUUCAUCCCCCAGCGCCACUUAUUCCGAGGGAGUCGACUGAAGAUUGCACCAUUUCCGGCUACCAUAUCCCAGCCAAGACUCGACUGUUUGUCAGCAUUUGGGCUGUCGGGAGGGAUCCUAACUACUGGGAAGACCCGCUUGAGUUUAAGCCAGAACGGUUUCUUCCCGAGGAUGGGAGUGCAAAAGGGCAGUUGGAUGUCAGGGGACAAAAUUUUCAUUUCUUGCCAUUUGGGAGUGGUCGAAGAGGCUGCCCUGGAACUUCAUUGGCACUGCUGCUUGUUCAGACAACCUUAGCUGCUUUGAUUCAGUGCUUUGAGUGGAAGGUUGAGGGGGGGAAUGGCACUGUGGAUAUGGAAGAAGGGCCUGGCUUAACGCUACCAAGGGCUCAUCAUCUGGUUUGCUCCCCAGUCGUCAGACUCAAUCCGGUUCCACCAAUGUAAUUUUCAUUAUAAAGUUAGACAUUAAGAGAAAGAAUCGAAAAGCUUCUUAGUACUUCUUACAACAUGAAAUCCUAUGAAUAAACUUGCUUUGUAUGGUUGAACUUGUUCCAGUGAUCAAACUCUUAGUUGUAUUUUAAUCAUCUCUAGAUGAUGAUCAAACUAUAUGUCUAAUGUAAACCUCACGAAUUAUAAUGAAACUUCCCCUGUUUUGUAGAA
This is a messenger RNA of Sesamum indicum (sesame), 1805 nucleotides long. RefSeq names its product cytochrome P450 93A2. Gene Ontology annotation, molecular function: iron ion binding; monooxygenase activity; oxidoreductase activity, acting on paired donors, with incorporation or reduction of molecular oxygen. Lineage: Eukaryota; Viridiplantae; Streptophyta; Magnoliopsida; Lamiales; Pedaliaceae. The record is from RefSeq and is a predicted model, not a curated record.